Molecule: messenger RNA, 3172 nt
Organism: Pomacea canaliculata
Lineage: Eukaryota; Metazoa; Mollusca; Gastropoda; Architaenioglossa; Ampullariidae
Product: EF-hand domain-containing family member C2-like
Exons: 13
Coding region: 441-2618 (725 amino acids)
Biological process (GO): regulation of neuron projection development
Cellular component (GO): microtubule
Source: RefSeq, a predicted model, not a curated record
CGUCAAAUAAGUUUCCCGUCACCCUCAGCAGCUUGACAGUGGUCGUCGCCAUCAGCAGACGACACACCUCUGGAAACUGUGGUUACAAUUCACGGCCACUUUUGCUAUGUAGACUUUGCAGUACCAGAAAAUUAUGUUAAAGGAUGGUUUAUCCGAAAACAAACAUUGAAGAAUAGUAUGGUUGUUAGAUGCAUGAUAUUUCUGGUUUUCUGACCGGUACCUAGUUUUCGGACUCCGAUUACCACUUAAAAGCCGCCGUUGCUAAGGAGAUCCCACGCCUUUGAAGUCGACGAAACCACGAACUAAUAUCCCUAUAUACGUCCGUGGACGAAAAGCAACGGAUGCAAGGGACGUAGAUUAACAGAAGCCAAAAGCCUUCGAUUAUUUAGGCUUUACUAAAGAGUUUCUUCUUGCAGUCUUGAACACCCAACACCUCAAAUAUGGCGUUGCCAUUUCUUCCUGCCCUUGGUUUAAAUAACAAUUUAGGUAAAACAAAAUACCACAAAUCUCAUCACUUUGAUAUCUACUGCAAUGAUAACCACUUAUGUGUUGGGGAUACAAAGCCUGGCAUUGGUGGAGAGCCCAGAUUAGGCCAGAAAAUUAACGCAUUAAACUCGAAAAUACCUAAAGGGGAAAUCCCUAGUAUGCCAGCCUGGGUCGCAUUUGAUCGUCAGGUGCUGUCAUUUGAUGCCUACUAUCUAGAGAGUUAUGUUGAGAGACUUGAGCAGUACCGUGUGGCAAAAUCCAAAAUUUACUUCUUCUUGGAAGAUGACUCGAUAAUGGUGAAUGAGCAAAGAAUCGCAGAUGUAACUCAUUGCCAAGGUACAAUAAUCCACCGACACCGUAUUCCUAAACCACCACCAGAUGAUGAUAAAUUUUACACUGUGGAAGAUUUCAAUGUAGGAAUUGAGCUGAACUUAUACUCUAAAGUGUUCAGGAUUGUAGACUGUGAUGAUUUCACUCUGAAUUUUUUGAGAAAGCUUGGAGUAAAAGUUGGAGCACCUGAACGCAUACCAGAAGAUCCUUUUUUUACAAAUCGCAAAGCCACUCGCCAGCCACGUGAGAGGUAUGACACACUGAAGCAGUUCCUGGACCACGAUCGCCAUGUCCUGCGGUUUUUCUGCUUUUGGGAUGACAGAGAAAGCGAAUAUGGUGACCUACACUCACUGGUCAUGUGCUACUACCUGGCAGAUGACACAAUUGACAUAAGACAGUUGCUUCCUCAUAACAGUGGGCGGGAUGCAGUAAUGUUUCUCAAGCGAGCACGUGUACCAAAGAUAGGGACACCUCUAAAAUUUCCUUGUGCUCCUGCUCCAAGGACUGUGCUCAAUGUCACUAAGCCUGAUGGGCAUGAAAUGUUCUACAUCCAUGACAGUCUAAAAAAAAAUUAUGACUCAACAGAGUACAUAAAAGACACAGAUCUAACCCUGGGCUCUGUGGUCAAUAUAUGGGGACGCAGGAUUGUUCUUUGUGACUGUGAUGAAUUCACAAAGGAGUACUAUCGUACAAAGCAUGGCAUCACUGAGUUCACCCCACUUAAGAUCCCACACGAAAGCUUCACAGAUGGAACGACGAUGCCACCAAAAAAAAGUUUUGGUUCUGAGGAGGAUACUCUACAUGCAUACCAGUGUGGUUUUGUUGUCCAGCAUCAUGCACCAAACACUAUUCAAUUCAUGAAAUAUGACAGGUGUGCACUAGACAGCAACCAGCUACAGUUUUUGGCUUGCUUUGAUGCACCAAAGGCAAUUGACAAAGACAGACUCUUCAUUAUCACCUGUUUUCUUAGUGAUGACUCGAUUUCUGUCUUUGAGCGUCGUAGACGCAAUUCUGGCCACAUUGGUGGUAAGUUCAUCAAGAGAUGUCGCAUAAAGAAACCCAACCAGCCACGCUUUAGCACAGAACUGCCUGAACAUUUUCAGGCGCAGGACCUAUAUGUGGGUGCCACUUUGGAAUUUUUCAAAUACAAAUUUAUAAUACUUGAUGCGGAUGAAUACUCCUUACGGUAUAUUGAUGAACAUUCAGAGAAGUUCUUGAACUAUGUUAAAGAUAUGUUGGCAAAAAUCAAGCCAGUACUGAACGAAAAAAUGGAUGAAGUGUGUGUAUUUAUUACUCAGCACGAUCCAACAAAUAAAGGUGUUCUCAGCUAUCCCCAGUUCCAGGAAAUGAUGAAGCUGAUUAUUCCCACUCUAGCAGAACAUCAAGUAAGAAUUCUGGCCAGGAAGUUUGCAGAGAGAUCACAAGCAGUGCUAGAUAAACAGCAAGUGAUGGCCAUUGUGCAGGAGGAGCUUCGCAAGUCGAACUAUGACAACUUUGAUAGCAUAUUUGUUUCUCUUCAAUACCAGGAUAAGAACAAGUCUGGUUUUGUUUCACCAGAGACUGUGCGCAGUGUUUUCUUGGCCAACCAUGUUCCUAUUCCUAAGGAUUUGCUUGGAGUUUUUUUUGAAGCUGCUCCAUCCAACGAGAAGGGAGAGAUAUCAUAUGCUGAGUUAAUGAACCAGAUAAACUGGCGAGAUUUCCCAAUACCAAUGGUGCAGCAACAUACAGUCCAGGCAGAUGAAUGGUGGCAUCAAACCAAAAUUGGUCCCAUCAACUAUUUAGCCCUCCUUGCAAGGGACUAAUAAGGGCUCUCCUAAGGAGUUUUUAAAGUUUUGUGGUAAAAGGUACUGAAAGUGGUAGCAUGAGAUGGUUGAUAUAGUCAUACAAAUAGUCAUCAUCAAAGCAGGCAGACAUUUCAUGCCACUUGGAUUAUUUUAUCAAAUAUCUGUUCUCAACCACCAUACUAACAUAUGAAGCACAACUGAUCCUUUCUCAGUUGCUCAGAUCAUAUCAUUCCAGUUUUUUAUUACUUUCUUGUAAAGUAGCUAAAAAUGUUGUUACACAGAGGGGUUUGUCUGACAGAUGAUUCCACUAGCACCAAGGUUUAUUGUUAUACUUGACACGGUCUCUUUAUAUGUGUAUUUUUUCUAUGACUUUGAAAUAAUUACUAUAUGACAAAAUUGUAUAUAUUUUUACCCUGUCUAUAUGGUCUACUUUUUGUCUAACAAAGACAUAUAUGCAGGAUUAUUCUAAUCCCUUUGAAGUUUGUCUAGCAGGUGUUAGGUGGUUUAUACUUUGUGAUGUGUGAAGAUUUUAAUAAAGGAGAGUCUUGAGUUUCUUUUCAGAUUUGUGUCUU